CCAAAAAUCGCUUCACAGCCCAGCGCCGUUUUUGGGGGCUUGCUCUGUGCUCCUCAGAAGCUAACGUUAGCUAGCAAGCUGUCAAGCUGUCUAGUGGAGAGGCUGGGACAGACGUUUCAGCUCCCCCCCCUGGCUUGGCCACUCAAAGCUCCAGCCCUCAAAUUCCCACGACAGUAUUUUAGAAUAUUCUUUAGAUUGCUAGCUGAGAUAAUGUAAUGCAUCACGAGCGCACGCCAAGAGGGAGCUCCGCACUUAAACUAUUUACAUGCACUGAGUCUUGAGUGACGAUUGCUCAUUGCUAGCUCAGUGGCUAGCUAGCCUAGCUAAACCGCUACAAAGCCCCUAGUUUCGUCGGUGUACGUCUCUGGUGUGAACUGUUGCCAGUCAGUCCUAGUCACUGUCGCAGCUGUCAACCGGUGUUUUGGAUAUUUGGUCUUAAUAGGGACGCAAUGGGUGCAUUUCUGGACAAACCAAAGAUGGAGAAAUACAAUUCCUGUGGUGAGGGUAACAACCUGAGGUACGGGCUGAGUAGCAUGCAAGGCUGGCGGGUAGAGAUGGAAGAUGCACACACAGCGGUAAUUGGUUUGCCUCAUGGUCUCAACCACUGGUCAUUCUUUGCUGUUUAUGAUGGCCAUGCUGGCUCUCAGGUGGCCAAAUACUGCUGUGAGCACCUGCUGGAGCACAUCACCAGCAACUCAGACUUCCAGAGUGCUCUGCAGGAGGACCCCUCUGUGGAUCGUGUGAAGAACGGGAUCCGCACAGGGUUCUUGCAGAUUGAUGAACACAUGCGAACCAUCUCCGAGAAGAAGCAUGGUGUAGACCGCAGUGGCUCCACUGCAGUGGGAGUGAUGAUUUCUCCGAGCCAUAUCUACUUUAUCAACUGUGGAGACUCACGGGGACUCCUCAGCCGGGGUGGAGCUGUGCACUUCUUCACACAAGAUCACAAACCCAGCAACCCUUUGGAGAAGGAAAGGAUCCAGAAUGCCGGUGGCUCAGUCAUGAUCCAGCGAGUUAAUGGGUCCCUUGCUGUGUCUCGGGCUUUGGGAGAUUUCGACUACAAGUGUGUGCAUGGAAAAGGCCCAACAGAGCAGCUUGUGUCUCCUGAACCUGAAGUUUAUGCAAUAGAGAGAUGUGAGGGGGAAGAUGAGUUCAUUAUACUAGCAUGUGAUGGCAUCUGGGAUGUCAUGGCCAAUGAGGAACUGUGUGACUUUGUCAGGUCAAGACUAGAGGUGACAGAUGAUCUUGAAAGAGUCAGCAAUGAAAUUGUUGAUACCUGCUUGUACAAGGGAAGCCGUGACAAUAUGAGUGUUGUGUUAAUCUGCUUUCCCGGGGCCCCAAAGGUAUCUCCAGAAGCAGUGAAAAAGGAGGCGGAGCUGGAUAAAUAUCUGGAAGGCAGAGUAGAAGAGAUCAUCAAAAAGCAGGGGGAUGAAGGUGUCCCAGAUUUGGUCCACGUUAUGCGGACGUUAGCAUCUGAGGCCAUCCCUAACCUCCCCCCAGGAGGGGAACUGGCAAGCAAACGAACUGUUAUUGAAGCGAUGUACAACAAACUCAACCCAUGCCGAAGUGAUGACACAGACUCUGCGUCCACAGACGACAUGUGGUAACACAACCUCCUACCACUAACACAACAUAGAGUUUACAAACCACCAUCCUCUCAAGACCCACAGCAGCUCAGCUCAGCAGUCUGUCUCUUCGUCACUCUGAGCUUUUGGUUUCUAAGAAGGGAAUUUCAUGGGAGGAGGAAGAGGAGGAGCAGGAGGAGAAGGAGGAACAGGAAGAGGAGUUGCAUGCACACAAACCUGGAAUAAUGCAGCACCAGUCCACUCUGGAGUUCAGGAUCCCAACUGUCUUGUCUCACCUUUAUGUUCACCCAUCUUAAUAAUCUCCUCUAAAGUAAUCCAUAACAAGUCCACAAGGUCUUCUUUCUUUUUGUUCAGUAAUCAGCUUAAGUAGUGAGAUAUAUUUUUUGUUUUUUUUUGUUUUUGUUUUUUUGCUGUAAUUAAUUUGAUUCACAUUUCCUUGUGUGUGUUUGUAUAUUUCUGUUUUUGUGAAGUGCAAUUGUCCUGUACAAACAGCCUGUAUUUAAUGCAGCUUGAUUUUAAGUUAAAAAAAUGAAAGAAAUGAAAAAGAGAACCUUUUAUGCACUAUCUGCCUUUUCCUGCUCUUCUGGAAUUGUAACAAAUGUCUAUUGAGUGAAUAUUUCUGCUUGUCCUCCAGGCACAAUGUCUCUGUGCUUUUACUUUUCUUUUCUCAGUCUCUUCUCCUUUAAGAAACGGGUAAAUUGUAUAGUUGACAGCACAGUAAGCUCUCUAUAUCAAACCAUUUUAAUCCUAAGUAUUUUUCCCUGUGCUUUUUUUUUAUUGUAUUUUAUUUUUGUAAGUGGUUUUCUGUACAUGCUCAAAUAAUGGCAAAAAUGUUUCUCAGUCAUUUUGGAAGUGUGAAGUGAAAAUUAAGAUUUUUUUUUUUCAUUUCUUCAAGGCAUCUGACAAAAAAAGAAAAGACCCCUGUUAACACAUUUGUCUGUGCGAAUAGAUACUUACAAGUGUGCGCGGGUGCUUGUGUGUAUGUAUGUGCACAUGUGUGUUAGGCAGUUAUGUAUGUGCAACUCUAAUUUAAAUUUUGCAAAGGUGGUUCAGACAUCAGAUCAGGCUGGAGUUUAAGGGAAUUGCUCUCCCAAUGCUUACCCAUUUUCUGUGUUCCAUAUCAGUCCAACAUAGGCUUUCACUACUUAUUCCAAAAAGCUUUGGAUAACAGAGUUUACAUGCUGUUACGCUAUUUGAACAACUUUAAGCUAUAUAUCAGAGCUAUACUGUAAGCUGAGAUGACACAAGUAGUUCAAUUUACCCAUGGUGUGCAAUGGUUUGCAGCUAGUCAGGUUUUGAUUAAACACAUUUUUUUGUGUCAUAUUUGAAUAUCAGUUUCUAAAAAUACAUUGUUACUAGUGCCCGCUGUGGGUGCCAUAUGAUUUCUAAUCAUUCAGCUUUAUGACAGCCUAUGCCAAGUUUUUUUUCUUGUUUUUUCUCCUCAUGAGAUUCAUUUUUUGUAUGUGGUACAGAUAGAUUUUUAGCUUCUGCCUUUUAACAUCUGCUAAUUUGACUGAUGUGAACAGUUUAAGCACUGACUAUUUUAGAGAAAAUUACCUAUUAUCAGUCUGAGGACAGGAGAAACUGUUGACUCUAAAACUAAUGAGGCUUAUUUUUUCACGUGAUCUUUAUUUGGAUAUACAAACCUAGAACACAUCUUAACUGCGGUGAGUUCUCAUGGAUGGGUAACACCUUUUUAUUCCCAUCAGGUUUGCUCUGCUUAAAACUCUCCCCCACAGCACCACAAUACAUACGAUACAGUUUGCUGCUAUAAUGUAUGAUCUGUGGGUUGAUUUUUUUUUGUUGUUUUUUGUUAAUUUACCCCUCUGAAAAGAUGAAUAGUCACUGACUAAAUCCCUAUUUAACUCACACAGUAGAUUCAGUGUAUUUCUUGAAGAGAAAUGGUUUUAAUUCAGAUUUGUUUUCUGCCAUUUUUUUGUUUGUUUAAAAUUGCAUUGUUUGAAAUUUAUGUAUGUAUAUAUAUUUGACUUUCAAGGAAUAAAUCAUGUCACUUGAGUUAGUUUUUUUUUGGUUUGUUUUGUUUGUUUUUUUUGUUGUUUUGUUCUUUUUUGGGUUUUUUUUUUGUUUGUUUUUUGCCAUGAUAAAAAUGUGAUUCUGGUUUGUCAUGGGAUGGUUAGUUGAAUUUAUAUAUUUUGGCUUCCCUUUAAUCACUUUGGUGUCCCUCUGAUUAACACUGAACGUUUUAAACUGUUUCAUUUAUACAAUACGUAAUAAUGUACUAAAUUCAUAAUUUAUCAAAAUGACAAUCCUAAUGAUUUCACUGCAUUUGGUUUUGGGGUGGGUAGCAAAUUAUUAAAUCAUUAACAAAACACAGACUUCAAUCCUAAAUUAGCUGCUUUCUAAUAUACUUUAGGGGCGAAAAGGCCAAAGACCACUCAAAGUCUCUAAUUGCGAAGUUUUUAUCGUGAGAAAUAACAAUACGAAAAAGAACCUAGUUGUAAUCCUGUAAAAGCUAAAAUGUUAAAUGAGUAGAGAGUGAUGUUUAUGAGAUUUGGAGUUUGCAGCAUUGGAUAACUUUUUAAAGGUACUCUGUGGAGUUUUUGACCACUGGUGGCACUGUAGAGAAAUCGAAUUUCCCCUUUGGGGAUCAAUAAAGGAUUACCUUAUCUAAAUGUCUGGAGGUCUCGUCCUUCCGCUGCUAGCAUGAACACAAGGAUGAACAUACAGGGCAAACGCCCAGACUGAACUGAAAUGCGCUUCUGCUGACUGCAGGAAGCAGUAAUGUGUAUAUCAGUAGUUGUGUCAUUGUAACGUGGCGUGAAAGUGUUAAUGAACUAGUAAAAGACAACAAGACUGAUGUAAAAAAGAGCAGGCCUAUAUGACGUACAGAGUGGCACUGAACAUGUAUGUUAGAUCUUAAGGAAACGCAAAUCACAUUUUGAUAAGAAAGGUUUGAAUUUAGCUAACUGUGUUUACAGUGGAAACUCCACGAAGUACCUUUAAGGAGUCAGUCAGCACAGAAAUGGCACAAAUAAUAACAUAUCACAAUUGAGUAGACUUCCUGUCCUGACUAAAGACUGUAAACAUGUCAAAUAGGGAAAUUGAGUUUGCUCUGUGUUUACUUGCAUGAAAGUGUGUGUAUUUCUUCCUAUAAAAAAAAUAACAAAAUUGCAACAAAUACCUGAACAGUAGAAAUGAUCAUUUAAUUGAUGUCAUUUUGGUUUAAACUUAAAGUAGUGCAUCUCUACCACAUUACGUACCAACACUUGUAUACCUAAUAAUGAAAAGUCAUCAAGUCAGUUUGUUCACUGUUGAGAAAAAAAAUAUUAUUGUGGAUGUGAAAAUUCCCUUUUUCCUUUUUUUUUUUUCAGGGAAGCAGUUUAUAUUUCAGCUUUAAGCUGUUUUAUUUUGCGCUGCAUUCCUUGUGUUAGUUCACAGAGUGCACUAAGUAUCUCCCUUAUCAAAUAGGCUUCAGCACCCAGCAUCUUGUUGCAAACCUGGCAGGUGUUGCAACAUUUCACGCAGUUUUUCUAAAGGCUUAUAAAGGAGCAAGCAAAAUGUUGCAUUUUGAGGCUAUCUGUGCGCCCACUCUUCUGUCUUGUGUUGCCCCAGAAAUUUUAGCAAUUCAGGAAGUGACCCUUAAAUGAUGCUGGUUAAUUAUCCAUUUCUGUAACUUAUUCCACAGAUUGAAACAUGUAGAAAUUGUCUUUAUAAUGCUGAAAAUAGCUGUAGCUGGAAUGUGAACAGAUAUUAACAGUGGCUUGGCUGCAAUUUGUCACAUCUGGGUGUGUUAUCUAUAUUAUGUAAAAUUUGUCCUUCCUCCCUGUUACUCCCUAUCCCCCAGUUAAAAAAAAAAAGAAGAAAAAAAAAAGCCCAGCAUCUAUUCUCCUGGUUUUAAUUUUUCAUGAGCAGAAAUACCUCAUUUAUAGGAAGUGUUUUUGACGUGUUAUGUUGAUCCAAACUGUUCAGAAAGCAGUUUUCUUGUGGCUCUUCCCCUAGAAUUUCUGAUUUAAACACUGAUCCAUUUGAGCGGGAUAAGCCUGUCCUCAUGUACAGCAUUUGAUUGAAUUGUGCUGAUGUUAAGAAAACAAGCAAUGAUUUAAGUGGCUAUGGCAAAUGACAACUUCUUGUAAUAACUAGGAACACUAUCGACCUUGUGGUAUAAGCCCCCCCCAUAACAAUGCUCACCUCUGUAACUUCACCAACUUCUUGUGUGAUGCUCACUUAGCUCAGAUCUAGAAUUGUAUCAAGUUCAGGGUUUUAGAAAUGUGAGAUGUGUGACUAAAUGACAAGUCAUAUGCACUGAUCAUCUGUAUAAUCAGCUUUUUUUUUCCAGAAAAUUGUUAAUGUAGAAAAAAAAGAUUAUAAAGCUAUUUACAGAAUUACCUUUGGUUGCCUGGAAUGCAUCCUGUAUAUUCUUGUAAGGAGGACUACCUGGCAGAAGUUAAAGAGAUUUUAAAUGCUUGCGCCCUCUUGUACAUAUUGAUGUACCUUGGUUGUGGCGUUUACUGUGUGACCCAUAGCAGUGGUGGUUUGUUUGUCCCCUCACAGGGUGACCUGAGCCUCACUUUGCUGACCUUUUUUUGUUUGUUUUUCAGCUUAUAAAUAAGCUCACCGAUUUGCCUUACCCAAAUCUCCUAUUGCCCCCUAAAGUACCUGUUCAACAAAACACUAUGAGGAGGAGUGAUGCUGAUGACAUUACACUCUUACAGAUUUUCUUUCCCCUAUUUAGGGUACUUAAGCUAUCAACAAAGUGACUUUGUCCUGGUUGUCAGAAGGUACAACUUUUCAGCCGCCGCUGGUUUGUAUGCUAUGUUUUUUUUUCCAUGUUACCUUAUUGAAACUCGGUCUUGAAAGCUUAUUUAAUUUUUCACUGCAGAUGAUGUCAUACUUUUAACAAAUGCAAGUGUUUUAACAUGGUAACCUCGUAAGCAUUCAAAAUGUGCAUACAUACAUUCAUGUCUGCUAUAUUUAUGGUUACAUUCAAGAAUAGCUUUAGAGUGCUGUAGAUAAGUAUUGUCAAUGUUGAUUCAAAUGCUUCUCAGAGGCCUCUGUGAGUGAUUUUACAAAGUUCAAUAACUGUAUAUUUUGUAUUAUGUUCUAGCUCCAAAGGAAUGGCAGAAAAAAACAGAAAAAUGUUUAAAAAAGCUUUGUUCCCGGAACUCAGUUGUACUUUUUUGUGUUGUCGAUUGAACAAAUUGCAUUCCUUGCUUGUGAAUUGAUGCAUUUCUCUCCCUGCCCCUUCAAUUUUCUCCCCUUCUUUUCCCUCCUUCCUUUCAUUUUUUAGCCUUUGAAGUUUGAAUAAAAUUUCUAGUUUGCAGAAUGUAUUACUAAAUAAAUGGGUUGUCAUCUUGUACUUCUC
Molecule: messenger RNA, 6906 nt
Organism: Scatophagus argus
Lineage: Eukaryota; Metazoa; Chordata; Actinopteri; Scatophagidae
Gene: ppm1aa
Product: protein phosphatase, Mg2+/Mn2+ dependent, 1Aa
Exons: 6
Coding region: 450-1604 (384 amino acids)
Biological process (GO): negative regulation of canonical NF-kappaB signal transduction; protein dephosphorylation; positive regulation of canonical NF-kappaB signal transduction
Cellular component (GO): nucleus; cytosol
Molecular function (GO): magnesium ion binding; manganese ion binding; protein serine/threonine phosphatase activity
Source: RefSeq, a predicted model, not a curated record